AUGGCUUCCAAAAGGGCGGGAGAUACGAUGGCGGCUACCGCCGGCCCGCCAACGCUGCCGAGAGUGCAGAUAGCUGCAGAGCACUUACAGAUCCUGCAACAACGCUUCGAAUCGCUGCUAUCUUCAAUCGUGGGUCUCAAGGAAGAGAUCGCAAUGGUGCCAGGUAUGGACGAAUGGCCAGCACUGCUCCAUCGAUACACCAACCUCCUCUCGCAUGCCUACUCGCUUGCCUCAUCACUGUCAUCGGCAUCGCCUCACUUUCUGCCGUCACAAUUGACUUCGUUCAACAAAGUGCUUGAAGCCGAAGCCGAGAACUCGAACUUGUAUGCUGAUGUCUCUGAUUCUUCUGCACUCUUGGGCGGCAUCAUGGGAGGCGGUACUGGCAGCUUCACUGAUGACGGCGUCAAGGCCACUGCAUAUGGCUUACCCGAGCUUAACUUUUACGACCGCAACAAUCCCUUGCCAUUGCUGUUAGCGCACCCAGUUCUUCCGAUACCAGAAGAGAACAUCAACUUUCUUGGUGCUCUCUUGCGAACAGCACCAGAGGCUGAGAUCAUGAAGGAGGAAGCAAGCUUGGUAGAAAGCUACGAUACAACGUCAGCGGCCGAGAUGCAAGGUUUUGGCAGCGAUGAUGUGGACGCCAAACUGGAACGCAUUCAGGACGAAAUCGCACAGCACGACAUGCUGGCGAUGCGUGCACUCCGCAUGUGGUAUCACCUCAGAUAUGCUCCAGAUGAAGAAGGUAAUGUGCUGAAUCCGAGAGAGCGUCUGCCUGCUACUGACGAUGGCGAGGGCGAUGCGGAAAAAGGCGAAGAGUCGGAGGCGAGCGAUGACGAUGAUGACGAUGCUGAGGAUGGAGCAGAGACAAAGAGAAUGCAACAGGAGCAAAAGUAUCGACGCAAGAUGGAACGAAGCUGUUGGGAUGCUAGAGCGGUCUCGGCUUUCCUGCGCGGACAUACCUCGAGUCUUUGA
Ustilago hordei is the source of this 972-nucleotide messenger RNA. RefSeq lists its product as uncharacterized. The record is from RefSeq and is a predicted model, not a curated record. Bases 1 to 972 code for a protein of 323 amino acids. NCBI's taxonomy places the organism in Eukaryota, Fungi, Basidiomycota, Ustilaginomycetes, Ustilaginales, Ustilaginaceae. The transcript has a single exon.